Fukomys damarensis (Damara mole-rat) is the source of this 2074-nucleotide messenger RNA. RefSeq names its product carbohydrate sulfotransferase 4 (gene Chst4). The transcript is spliced from 2 exons. The record is from RefSeq and is a predicted model, not a curated record. Gene Ontology annotation, cellular component: Golgi membrane. Gene Ontology annotation, biological process: N-acetylglucosamine metabolic process; protein sulfation; carbohydrate metabolic process. Bases 310 to 1458 code for a protein of 382 amino acids. NCBI's taxonomy places the organism in Eukaryota, Metazoa, Chordata, Mammalia, Rodentia, Bathyergidae. Gene Ontology annotation, molecular function: N-acetylglucosamine 6-O-sulfotransferase activity.
AGUGGAGAGCAAAGCUUAAGAUCCUGAGACCUUAUCAAUCUCAUCUGCGAGCUCUGCAGACACUUGCACCCGUGCCCCGGCCCUAAGGGAGACCACCUUCCUUCUAGCUGCUUUGGAGUCAGCAUUCCGGGAUCUUCUGUCUCCGGCCAGUUGGGAGAGAGAACGUUUCCUCCUGUGCUUUUCCCAGCCCACAGGAGCGCAGUCUCCACACCCCUUGAGUCUCACGGGUGUGAAAGCUGCUAAUGUCACAGCUUCCCGGGAGCCAGAGCUUUCUCAAGCCUGUCUUGCAAGAUCCUUCACUUCGGCACAAUGAUGUUGCCCAAAAAACUGCGGCUGCUGCUGUUCCUGGCUUCCCAGAUAGCCAUCUUCGCUCUCUUCUUCCACCUGUAUGACAGCUCACUGCCCAGGAAGGAGCCCAGGCCGGUGCAUGUGCUCAUCCUGUCUUCCUGGCGCUCUGGCUCUUCCUUUGUCGGGCAGCUUUUCGGACAGCACCCAGAUGUCUUCUACCUGAUGGAGCCGGCCUGGCACGUGUGGAUGUCCUUCACACAGAGCACUGCCUGGAGGCUGCACAUGGCAGUGCGCGAUCUGCUGCGCUCCGUCUUUCUGUGCGACAUGAGUGUCUUCGACGCGUACACGGAUCCCGGUCCUCGGAAACAAUCCAUCCUCUUCCACUGGGAACACAGCAGGGCCCUGUGUUCCCCGCCCGCCUGCAACAUGUUCCCUCGGGACAAGAUCACCUACCACGCUCACUGUAAGCUCCUGUGUCAUCAGCAGCCCUUCGAGGGCGUGGAGCAGGCCUGCCGCUCCUACGGCCACGUGGUGCUCAAGGAGGUGCGCUUCUUCAACCUGCAGACCCUCUACCCGCUGCUCACCGACCCCUUGCUGGACCUGCACAUCGUGCACCUGGUGCGGGAUCCCAGGGCUGUGUUCCGUUCCCGAGAGCACACCACAGCGGAGCUCAUGAUUGACAGUCGCAUCGUGUUGGGGCAGCUUUGGCAAAAGCUCAAGGAGGAGGACCGGCCAUAUCACGCCAUGCAGAUUAUCUGCCAAAGUCAGAUGGAGAUAUUCAGGGCCAUCCAGUCGUUGCCGGAAGCCCUGCGGCAGCGCUACCUGCUGGUGCGCUAUGAAGAUCUGGUCCGGACGCCCCUGGUCCAGACUUCCCGGUUGUAUAAAUACGUGGGGUUGAAAUUCUUUCCCCAUCUCCAGUCUUGGGUGCACAACAUCACGCGGGGCAAGGGUAUGGGUCAGCAUGCCUUCAACACAAACGCCAGGAAUGCCCUCAAUGUCUCCCAGGCUUGGCGCUGGUCCUUGCCUUAUGAAAAGGUCUCUCGACUUCAGGAAGUCUGUGGUGAUUAUAUGGAUUUGAUGGGCUACCUGCAUGUUAGAUCCCAGGAAGAGCAGAACAACCUUUCACUGGACCUUCUGUCUAGCUGGAGGCCCUUGGAACAAGUGUACUAGAGGCUGAGGAGGCUCCAUCCCCAAUGGUCCUCACCUCAGCUCCAUCCCCUGGAUGCUUCUGAGCCUUAACUGGGUCUCUGUAAAUAUGCACGUUGCAAAGGAGUUGCACCCACCUAUGCUCAAGCAGAGGAAGCUUUGUGUUUACACUCUGGUCUAAAAAAGCAACUCAGGAACCUUAUGCGAGCAGCAAGUUCCACCAUGAAAUGUCAUGCUGCCUUUCUUUUCCUCUAGAUUUUCUCUCUGUGCCUACCUUGGAGGCUGUUGGAGUCUGUUAGACACCAGGCAGUAUUGGUGGAUGGAGUAAACCCAUAAACCUCCUUGCCUAUAUCUUGCCCAGUGGGAAAGGGGAGAGACAGUAAAAACACAGGGAAAUAGGUCUCUCGCCAAAGAUUUCACCAUUCCAAAGACAUGAACUAAGUCCCUAGAGUUUCCAGAUUAAAGGAAGGAACUGAUGCCCAUCUUUGAGCUUGUGGUCACAGUCCUCAGUUAUUACAAUCACAAAAUUUACUGUGCACAGCAGGGCAAGCUCUUAAACCCGGGGAGUGGCCAAACUCUAUUCGGAUGUCACUUCCCCUGGUGUUUUCCUGUCACACACAAAGACUGAUCUGUGAAGCUG